Messenger RNA from Malaya genurostris, 8299 nucleotides. RefSeq lists its product as uncharacterized. Bases 3661 to 7476 code for a protein of 1271 amino acids. The record is from RefSeq and is a predicted model, not a curated record. Lineage: Eukaryota; Metazoa; Arthropoda; Insecta; Diptera; Culicidae. The transcript has 9 exons. Gene Ontology annotation, molecular function: transmembrane receptor protein tyrosine kinase activity; ATP binding. Gene Ontology annotation, cellular component: signaling receptor complex; axon. Gene Ontology annotation, biological process: protein phosphorylation; positive regulation of kinase activity; multicellular organism development.
UAUAUAUAAAAAAUAGGUAUAGAAUUCGCUCAAACUUUCGAAAAAUUUUCCGAGGCCCGGAGGGCCGAAUGUCAUAUACCAAUCGAUUCAGCUCGACGAACUGAGCAAAUGUCUCUGUGUGUGUGUGUGUGUGUGUGUGUGUGUGUGUGUGUGUGUGUGUGUGUGUGUGUGUGUGUGUGUGUGUGUCUGUAUGUGUGUUGUCAACUAAGAGGUCGAGAUCUCAGAGAUGGCUGGACCGAUUUUGAUCAAACUAGUCGCAAAUGAAAGGUCUCCCCGUCACCCAGAACGCUAUUGAAUGGUUUUGAGAUCGGAUGUUUACUUUUUGAGUUAUACGAAGUUUUAUGUCAAAAUUUUCAGUUUUUUGACAGUAUCUGUCACAUUUGACCUUGAAAACAGAAUAUGUUUCCAGACUUAGAUUUCGCUCGGUAAUACCUAUCCAACAAGCCAUAGAUUGUUAAAAUCCGUCCAUUUUUAACGGAGAUAUCGAUAUUUUUGUGUAAGCCUUAUUCCAGUAGAAGGAAUUUUGAGCGCUGUAUGAAAAAGCAAUGCUUGGGAGCAACAUGAAACACGAUUUUUUAUAUUGUUACAUAUAAUUGUUUCUAAGUACCAAAAAGACUGUGUACAGCAUCCUUUUGUAUGACAAUUUGCCUCGGACCAAUUUUAGCACGGUUCAUUUUUGGCAACAUAAUCUUUCGAAUAUGGCAUAUGUAAACCAGAUGAUAUCAGCAUUAUCGAGUUGGAAGUGAUUCCAUAAUUAUAUUGAUUUAAACUAUUUACAGCAAUAAAUGCUGGAAGAACAUGACUUCCAUAUACCAUACGACUCAGUUCGUCGAGAUCAGCAAAUGCGUGUGUGACAAAUAAUUUUACUCAAUUUUCUCGGAGAUGGUUAAACCGUUUUCUACAAUCUCAGAUAUGAAAAGUCGUAUACUCCCAAACAAGGUUCCUGAAUUACGUUUGGAUCCGACUUCUGAUUGCGGAACCACAGGAUGAUAUGUGAAACGAAAUUAAAAUAAUGGAAUUAAUUUUUCUCGUAGAAGGCUGAACCGAUCUAAGAUUCAAAUGAAAUCUAAGAAUCAUCUAUGAUUCAAAUGAGAGGUCUUAAAAUCCUAUAAAACCUCUUACUUUUUAGUCAGAUCCGACUUCUGGUUUAGAAAAUGCAGGGUGAUUAGUAUAAAAAUGUUCAUUUCACAUAAAUUAAUCAGGUUUAUCGGGUUUGCAGAUUUGAAUAGUCGAUUACCAAAUAAAUUUAUUUCAGUUUGAGCGGUAUUCGUUUUUGGAUUCGGAAUGUACCCCCAAAUUUUAAUUCGCACUACAAUUUCUCAAAGAUGUCUACACACUCCUCAGGUGAAUUUAACUGAUUUCGGCUACACCGAUUUUAGAAUUCCGGUUCCAGUAUCGAAUCGAUUCUCAAAGCUCAAUCAUUUUCUCAAAAAAGACCAAAUCGAACUUCAAACACAGAUAUUACAGGACUUAAGGUUCCAUACAAAAUUGGUGAAUUUUAUCCGAUUCUGGAAUUACAGAUGAUGAGUUUAUAAAUUUCAUGUAAAUUGUUUGGCGUAAUAAUUUAUGGCUAUUCGAAUCAUUUCGAGUUAUGCUAGUUCCUGAAUACCGGUUCUGGAAGUACCAUAAAUAAUGACGAAAAACUCUAAAGUGGAACUUACUUCGACAUCUCAUGGAAUGUUCAAUCGAUUGUCACACGCUAAGAUUGAAAUUCGAUAUGUUUUGCAGUUUCGGCAUUACAGGAUAAUGAGUGAUUAAAAUCUCAAUUUGCCGUUUUAAACGACGAUAAUUAAAAUAAUGUCAUGAGAACUAAAACACCUAAGUAUAUCCAUGCAAAAACACAUGCGUAUUGAUAAAAAAAGGUAUCAUCUCACUGCUAGGUGGAUUAAUCACGUUUUUAUAUAUAUAAAAAAUAGGUAUAGAAUUCGCUCAAACUUUCGAAAAAUUUUCCGAGGCCCGGAGGGCCGAAUGUCAUAUACCAAUCGAUUCAGCUCGACGAACUGAGCAAAUGUCUGUGUGUGUGUGUGUGUGUGUGUGUGUGUGUGUGUGUGUGUAUGUGUGUUGUCAACUAAGAGGUCGAGAUCUCAGAGAUGGCUGGACCGAUUUUGAUCAAACUAGUCGCAAAUGAAAGGUCUCCCCGUCACCCAGAACGCUAUUGAAUGGUUUUGAGAUCGGAUGUUUACUUUUUGAGUUAUACGAAGUUUUAUGUCAAAAUUUUCAGUAUCUGUCACAAUUGACCUUGAAAACAGAAUAUGUUUUCAGACUUAGAUUCCGCACGGUAAUAGCUAUCCAACAAGCCAUAGAUUGUUAAAAUCCGUCCAUUUUUAACGGAGAUAUCGAAUUUUUUGUGUAAGCGACUUUUCCCCAUAUUCCAGCAGUAGAAGUUCUGAGCGCUGUAUGGCAAAGAAAGUCUUGGGAGCAACGUAAAACACGAUUUUUUAUACUGUUACAUACAAUAGUUUCUAAGUACCGAAAAGACUGUGAACAGCAUUAUUUUUCAUGACAUUUUGCCACGGUUCGUUUUUGGCAACAUAAUCGUUCGAAUAUGACAUAUUGGAAAGAUGGCAGUACUUCCGAAUUCUGAACAAUUUCAAAAUUAUAUUGAUUUAAACUGAUUACAGCAAUAAAUGCUGGAAGAACAAAACACCCAUAUACCAUUUGAAUCAGUUCGUCGAAAUCAGCAAAUGCGUAUGUGACAAAUGAUUUCACUCAAUUUUUUACCUUAUUUUCGAAGAUGACUCAACCGUUUUCUACAAACUCAGAUUCAUAUGAAAAUUCGUAUGCUCCUAAACAAGGUUCCUGAAUUCUGUUUGGAUCCGACUUCUGGUUCCGGAACUACAGGAUGAUAUGCGAAACUAAAUUAAAAUUGUGUAACUUAUUUUCCUCGUAGAUGGCUGAACCGAUCUAAGAUUCAAAUGAUAUCUAAGAAUCAUCUAAGAUUUGCUGAUUUGAAUAGUCGACAACCAAAUAAACUUAUUUCAGUUUUAGUGGUAUUCAGUUUUCGAUUCGGAAGGCACCCAACAAUUUAACUCGUACUACAAUUUCUCAAAGAUGUCUAUACUGAUUUUUAAACAUAUUGAAACAAAUGUAAACUAAUCAGGUGAAUUUGUCUGACUUCGGCUACACCGAUUUUCGAAUUCCGGCUCCAGUAUCGAAUCGUUUCUCAAAGCUCAAUCGUUUUCUCAAAUAAAGCCAAAUCGAAUUUCAGAAAAAAAAUCAAAUUAAAAUAAACUUAUAGUCCCACACAAAAUUAAUUAAUUUUAUUCAAUGCUGACUUCCGAUUCUGGAAGUACAGGAGGAUGAAUUUUUAAAGUUCAAAACGAUAUAGAAGAUGAUAAUCCCGAAAAGCUUGAAAGUUGGACUCAAAACUAUUGCAAUUUAUUCGUCAUAUGCCCAUACGAAUCGGUUGGUUUAUGCUGGUUCCUGAAUACCGGCUCUGGAAGUACCUUAAAUUACCGUAAAUUCUAAAGUGGAACUCACUUCGACAUAUCAUAAAAAGUUUAAUCGAUUGUAACCUUUUUAGAUAGAGUAAUGAGUGAUUAAAAUGUCAAAUUGCAGCUUAAAACGACGGUCAUUAAAAUAAUGUCAUGAAAACCGAAGAAUAUUCAUGAAAAAAAAACAUGCGGAUUGAUAAAAAAAGAACAUGACGCUUACUAUUCCAUGUCCAAACUUCAUCUCAGCAUACCUACAUCCAAGGAAGCAUACAUCAUCCUGCGGAACCAUCCCUUACUGAAUCUCUCUCGGUAUCAAGAUGACACAUCCGAACGAUAUGUCUACGCAAUUGAAAGUCCAGCAGAGAAAUUCUUGAAGAUUGGUAACAAUUCCGGAGAUAUUUGGCUCGGGUCAUCCGUUCUCGAAGUGAAAAAUACAACCGAAUUCAUUAUUGUCGCCACCAGUGAAACGAAAACUUUGCGUUUCAGUCUGACCAUCACACCGGUCCCGCUGGAAGAGAACCAUCUGACCAGUUACUGUGAGGAGCAUCUCGAUGAGAUUUGCUUUUGGAAAUCAGCCACUUACAAAAUCAGUGAAAAUGAACCACCUGGAUUUAGAAUCGGCUCGCUUGCUGCAAAACUUUAUCAACAGCUGUGCCGGACAGAAUCUGUCAGCUAUGCUCUUACCAAUGGAACUGAUUACCUCUACGAACGCAACGGCUCAAUCUACAGCAGCGUCGUUUUCGACCACGAUUUACCCAACCCAGGACCAUUGCUGCAGGCCAAUGUACGCUGUGCGGUGCAGAUGGGUGGGAACGAAAUUCCCCUACUGCUGAAUCGAACCGUUGGCGUUGUCGUUUUGGAUCGAAACGAUAAUCGACCACGCGUCCAGCACGCCACUAACACGUAUGUCGAGCUGCACCUGGAUGAUCCCCAUAUUAGUCAGGACCAACCACUGGCGCAUCUCAAGGUACUGUUCAUAGAUAAUGACACCAUCGCCACUAACAGCCAUGUACACUAUCAUUUGCUAAAUGAUACGUACGGAUUAUUCGAACCAAAAUGUACCACCUUCGAAUUAGCACAACCUGCUCCUAUCAAGCAAACUGUUUUCGGCUGUGAACUAAUCGCUCGGCAAACUGGUCUCUUCUCCAAGGACCGAUAUUGCGUUACAUUGCAAGCAGUUGAUGAGUCCGUACCAGAAAGCAUCUCUCGAAGCUCGUUGGAGAACUGUACGAUCUGCAUGUUUGCAAACCAUGAACGCAUUCAGCUUCCACGGCCAGAGGCACUGAUUAGUGGUGAUAAUCCGACAGUUUCUGACAGCAAUAAAACACCGCGUGCAGGUGGAAAAAAGCGAUCCAGCAACAAGAAUGUAUCAAAAAAACUGACGAAUUUCGAAUAUCCAGAUCGUGUCGUAUUGUACACAACAACAACGCGAUUUGCCCGAGUCGCUGUUCCAAACAAUUUUCUGCUGCAAAUGAAUGACACCUCAGUAGAUCUAGAGUAUCGUAUUAAAUUCAAUCCACUGGACGCUUUCGGAAUCACAAAGGUAGCAGGUAUUAUUUUCGUUAUGAAUUCAACAAGCCUCCAAAAGCAGCCAAUCGGUAUUACUCUUCCAUUGACUGUGACCUGGCGAAAUCAUAGCGCCACAAUUCACAUAGAAAUUCAAUCCAUUCCGGGAGCUUCGUGCAAUGCCUCAACUGAUCACUUCUGUUCCAUUCAUUCCGAUCGGUCCAGUUGCACUUCGGGCUGUGGCAUAGGUAGCCAAGAAGGCAACUGUCAAUAUAGAACGCCAGAGGAACUGACCGGAAACCCGUUUGCGGAGGCUAACCAAUUUAGAGAAGACUAUGCUACCUGCUCGCCUGAUUUGCAGUACUGUCCGGACAAUGUGUGCGACCCUCUCGAAGAAAUGGCGUAUCGAGAUUCAUUUCAAAUAUGCCCUCAAGAUUGUGCUCCGACGAAAGAAAUUCUCGGUUUGCACCAUUCCGAACCUAGUAAAUCAAGAGGCAUUCAUAUGUCGGCUUCACCGUGCACAUGCCGGGCAACCGGAAAAUGCGAUUGCACGCAGUCAUUCGGGAUCAAGAAGGAGUAUCGAAAACCCAAAACGAAACCCACGUCAGCAGUUGCGACUACUACGACAGCGACGGAAUCACUUCUAAAUCGAACCGCUGGAGCAUCAUCACCAGCGGCCGCUAGGGAUGGAAGCUACUAUCACACCGGAAUAAUGAACGGACCGAAUGCACCUUUUUAUUUGCUGGCUAUCGUGUUCAUACCUAUGAUUGUAGCGAUUAUGAUUGUGUUGUACUGUUUUACGCAUAAAGUCAAACUAAAAAAGAAGCUCGCUGAUGGAAACAACAUAUCUAUGCGUAUGGUGAGCAAUGAAACCGAGGUGUUCAACAUGGAUCUGUCGCUGAACUCACGGAUGAAUGAUAUCAAUUUUAAAAUCGAUUUCGACACGAAGUGGGAAUUUCCCAGAGCCAAUCUAAUCCUAGACGAGACUCUUGGCGAGGGUGAAUUUGGCAAGGUACUGAAAGGAUAUGCUACCGAUCUGCCGGAAAAGCGUGGCAUCACAACGGUGGCCGUUAAGAUGCUCAAAACCGGCGCCAACUCCGUAGAACUGUUGGCCCUCCUAUCCGAGUAUCAACUUCUCCAGGAAGUUGCCCACCCGAAUGUGAUUCGUUUGCUCGGAGCUUGUACCAAAGGUGAAUCUCCUUUAUUGAUCAUGGAGUACUGUCAGUAUGGAUCUUUAAAGAACUACCUUCGAUUGAGUCGAAAAUUGGAGGAUCUCAACCUGGCGGACUACGAGAACGCUAUCGAACCGAUUACAGUCAAGGACAUCCUUUCGUUUGCCUGGCAAAUUAGCAAGGGAAUGGCCUACCUCACUGAAAUUAAAUUGGUUCACCGAGAUUUGGCCGCUCGUAAUGUGCUGUUGGCAGAAGGAAAAGUAUGUAAAAUAUCGGACUUUGGAUUGACACGCGACGUCUACGAAGACGAUGCGUAUUUGAAGAAAAGUAAAGAUCGAGUGCCGGUUAAAUGGAUGGCACCGGAAUCGUUGGCCGAUCAUAUCUACACGACCAAAAGUGAUGUUUGGGCAUUUGGUGUACUCUGUUGGGAAUUGAUAACACUUGGUGCUUCUCCGUACCCUGGAAUACCACCACAGAAUUUGUACACCUUGUUAAAACAGGGCUAUCGAAUGGAGUGUCCCAAAAAUUGUUCCGAGGAAAUAUACAGCAUUGUGCGCUCAUGCUGGACGGAUGACCCAAAGCUUCGCCCUUCGUUCAAAUUCUUGGCUGGCCAGUUUGAACAGUUACUAGGUCGCAGUGCCAAGUACGUGGACAUGGAGCAGAACUCAAUCUCCAACCCUGUUUACUGCGAGAAUAGCGAUGAAACCGAUGGCGCUAAAAUCUCCUUUGUGAAAGAGGAACAAACACGUCUUGAAUCUCUCUGGUGCACUCCUCAGUACGAACCGACAACGGACGGUAUUACUGUGGAUAGUUUCCGUUACCUCUCACCCAUCACGGACAAAAAGGCCUUGCUGUUGCAAAGUUACGACACUCCCCGUCCAUUAAUUGAAACAUCUACGAUCGAACAGAAACUACGCUACGAAAACGACGUUCGACUACGGCCUAAGAAGAUGUUGAACGGCGUCUAUUUACCGUCCUCCACACCGACCGUUUACAUCAACUCGACCAGUCACCCUAACCUGUUCUGCAAUUCCAUCGACGAGACAUCUUUCAUAGUCCCUACCGAGUAUGACUCGCCUAGCAAGCAACCACGACGGGUGUCUUACUUGGACAUGAACAAAAACAGUGUCAACCUGAAUCUGGAAAUCAACAAUAUUGUUGAUAAAAAACAAUCGAAAGAUAUUGCCUUCCGGUUUUCCAGUGUCGACAAUAAUCUGCAGAUCAUUGGCGCUCCUUCAGUCUUCAUUCCUAUAGAAUCCGAAAACAACCACAACGCCGACUGUGGACGAGACGAGGUGGAUUAUCCCUUCAAAAAACCCAACGUCCAGGAAAAGCUAGCUGCAACCGUAACUUCGACUGUUUAGAUAGAGAAAAUCGGAUUUCUGGAGAUUGUUGAAUUUUUUGAAUCGUUUAACAUUUUCCAUUAUUCGUAAAAGCGAGACUAAACCAGUAAGGCAAAAAGUUAUGACUAAGUGGUCUUAUAUGAAUGGAACCAAAAUAUUAGAAAAAAAGCAAAUAUUUGAUAUCAAUAUUACAAUAUAGAUAAUAAGAAUGUACUCGUUACGCAGAGCUUAACGAAAGAGAGAUUUGAAGAAGUGCGAUGUUUGAUUUUAUAUUAUUUAGUUUUGUUAACUCUUUGUUUGUUAGUUGUAAACGUGAAAAGUUGAUCUCAUUUUCUAUGUAAUCGAAUACCAAAAAAACCUCUGUUUACUUGCUACAGUUGGUAGAUUUAUGUUUUUCAUGAACGCUAUUUAUUUUUAUAUGUUUAGAAACAAGAACAAAUGUGCCAUAAACUGUUACUGUACGUUUAGAUAACUGGUGAAAAUUCGUUGAUUCCGGUCCUACAAUCAGUUACUAAAGAUCGUUUUUUUUUUGCGAAAUCGUUUCUCCUUUUCCUUCUUGUCGUUCGCUCUAUUUAUCAUCUUCUUCAUUCCCAGAACGAUGAGAGCGAAUAUUUGAAAACGAUCAAAACGAGUUAUCCACGAAAAUAUAUUGAAUGAAGGCUGGAACUAGCGAUACGAUACGAUCAUUCCUGAAUGUAUGUGUUAUAGGACUAUAUAAAAGAUGCAAUCAAUCUGUACAAGCCAUCAGCACUGACGUACUCUUUAACUUUACAACCACAAAAACAGGAUGUGAAUAAAUAUUAUUACAGCCAUAAACUUUGUUUCAAUGUGCCAAUAAAUUCCA